Molecule: messenger RNA, 4350 nt
Organism: Closterium sp. Yama58-4
Lineage: Eukaryota; Viridiplantae; Streptophyta; Zygnematophyceae; Desmidiales; Closteriaceae
Source: the annotation of a GenBank genome assembly
AUGGAGUGCCUGCGAGGCACAUUUAGCAGUACCUCAGUGCAACCAAUUGCGCUGCAGGGCCUGCGAUCCAGCAUAAAUUCUUCCAAGCUCUCCGUUCUCGGACUGUCCAGUCAGCUUCCCAAUGCUCUUAGGGUUCACUAUGGCAAUUACCUUCGCUCCGUAACGGAUAAACAAUUUCAUAGUUCUUCCGUUAGAGCCACGGCAGUGAGAGUGACCGCAGCAGUUGCUGCAGGAAGCAAGGUGAAAGUGCGUUUCAAUCUCCCGAUUCAGGUAAAAUUCGGGGAGAGUAUUGCGGUUGUCGGAUCUGCUGAUUGGCUCGGAUCCUGGACCGAUCCGAAAACCCUCCAAUGGAGCGAAGCCGGCUGGAGCAUUACCCUUGACGCUCCGGCAGGUCAAGACGUGGAGUUCAAAUUUGUGAUUGUAAAGAACGGGAAGAGCGCGGUCUGGGAGGACGGUCCUAACAGGAAGGUGACUGUUCCGGGGGUUGAACCACGCGGUAGAGAAUUCAACACCAAUGUCGAUUGGAACAAAACCGCUGCAACCCUGUCGUGGGAGGUUACUAAGGAGGAUAAAGAGGAAUCUUAUAACGAGGCUCCAGUCGGCGAUGUCGGGUCUGAGAGCGAGGGGGAGUUCUCAUCCGCGGAAGACGGGGUGGAAUUGGAGGAGAGUGCGUUCGCGCAGAAGUGGGCGGGAAGGGGUGUUGAGUUUAUGCGGAGCAACGCACACAAGAGCGAGAGGCGCGGCCGGUGGGACACGAGCGGGCUGGACGGACCGGCUAAGGCGCUCGUGGAGGCUGAUAAGAGCGCAGGGAACUGGUGGCGCAAGCUGGAAGCAGUGGAGAAGCUUCUAUUGCCGUUGGAGCGGGGUCAGCGCCUUGAUGCCAUGAUCUACGCGUCUAUCUACCUGCAGUGGAUCAACACGGGGCAGAUCCCGUGCGUGGAGGACGGCGGGCACAGGCGGCCCAAUCGCCAUGCGGAGAUCUCCCGCCGCAUCUUCCGCUGGCUUGAGAAGGAGGGCACCAGAGGCUCUGCACUCACGUCCGAGGAGAAGGUGGUGAUGCGCAAGAUCCAUCCGCGCCUGCCCGCCUUCUCUGCGGAUUUCACGGCGUCCGUGCCCCUCACGCGCAUCCGUGACAUUGCCCACCGCAACGACAUCCCCCACAACCUUAAGCAAGAGAUCAAGCACACGAUUCAGAACAAGCUGCACCGCAACGCUGGGCCUGAGGAUCUAGUGGCCACGGAGCUGCUGCUGCGGAGGGUGACUCGCACUCCAGGGGAGUACAGCGAGGCGUUCGUACAGCAGCUGAAGCUGUUCUACGCCGAGUUGAAAGAUUUUUUCAAUGCGAGCAGUCUGACGGAGCUGCUGGAGAGCAUUCGACCGUCUCUGGACGAGACUGGCACUGCCAUGCUGCAGAACUUCCUCGCAUGCAAGCAGUCUGUUGACGCGCUGCCUUCUUCUGCCCUGGCGAUCGACGGAGGAGCAGCACAGGGCGCGGCAGCGUCCGGGCGGCCGACUGACGUGCUGAUGUCAGCGCUGCACGCGCUGACGGGGCUGCGGGCCGUGCUGAUGUACUCGCUGGAGAGUGGGCUCAGGAACGAUGCUCCUGAUGAUGCAAUUGCCAUGCGCCAGAAGUGGCGACUGGCAGAGAUCUGUCUGGAGGAGUACUUCUUUGUUCUACUCAGCAGGUUCCUCAAUGAGCUGUUUGAUGAGGAAGGGGGGGACAAAGCAGCAGAAGUCAUGGCAGGGGAGAUUCGCAUGGGGCAGCUGGGGCACGUGGGGGUGGCGCUGGGGGCGGCAGUGCUGGGGCUGCGGCACCUGGGGCUGUCCGGGUGGAACCAGGCGGAGUGCUUCUGCCUUGAGAAUGAGCUCGCUUCCUGGCAGGCUGCUGGGAUUGGCAGUGCAGGUGUGGCAUCAGAGCACGACCUGCGGUGGUGGGCGCUGAGGCUCAAGGCCUCUCUGGACCGCAUGAGGCGACUCACAGAGGCCUUCACAGAGACCACGCUCGAGCUCUUCUUUGAGCCCUCACAGAAGCUGGGCCACGCACUGGGAAUCGAGGAGAACGCUGUCCGCACGUUUGCAGAGGCAGAGAUUCGAUCCAGCGUGGUGUUUCAGCUGGCGAAGCUCACCUCCCUGCUGCUGCGCGUGAUGCGAUCAGUGCUUGGAGCAGAGGGCUGGGACGUGCUCGUUCCUGGCACUGCUGUGGGCAAGCUCGUGGAGGUGGAGCGUAUCGACCCUGACCUCCUGGCAACGCUCAAGGGCGAGCAGGGGGUGGUGCUGCUGGUGCAGCGUGCAGAGGGGGAUGAGGAGGUGAAAGCAGCAGGCGCCAACCUCAAGGCCGUUGUGCUGCUGCAGGAGCUGCCGCACCUCUCCCACCUGGCCGUGAGGGCCAGACAGGAGGGUGUGCUUCUCAUGACAUGCGAGGAUGAGAACCGAAUUGCUGCUCUCCGUUCUGCCGUUGGCUCUCGAAUCCGCCUCGAGGCGGGCGUGGAAGGCGUGAAGGUCAUAACAGGAGCUGCUGUGGACCAGCACUCGUCCUCGUCCUCUGCAGAUGCUGCCACCGGUAGCAGCAGUGCGAAGAGCGAGGACGAAUUGUGGGUGCAGGCACUGAAACCGCGACCUAUCCGAGUGCAGGAGGCGCGGCUGCCAGUGCUGCCACUGCACGAGGCCCAGCUGGCCACGUGUGGCGCCAAGGCACAUGCAUGCGCCAAACUUGAGGAGCUUUCAAUCGCCUCCACCUUUGCAGGUGCCGAUUUCUCCGUCCCUCGUUCCGCUGUCAUCACCUUCGGGGUAAUGGACGAGGCCAUCACCGCUUCCAACCGCCGCACACUCUUCCACCGCCUCGUCGCCACCCUCGACGACCCGAACCUUCAAGGGACCUCCCUAGACGAUACCUGCACCCAAAUCCGCACCCUCCUAGAGGAAUCCCCCCUCCCGCCAGCAUUCUUCCGAACCCUCUCGUACAUCUUCUCUGCAAACGCUCGCCUUAUCGUCCGCUCGAGCGCCAACGUGGAAGAUCUAGCUGGCAUGUCCGGAGCUGGGCUGUACGAUUCCAUACCUGACGUCACCCUUUCCGAACCUGCUUCGUUCGGCCGAGCCGUAGCUUCGGUGUGGGCAUCUCUGUUCACGCGGCGAGCCGUGCUGAGCCGGCGGGCAGCGGGCGUGCGUCAGAGCGAUGCGGCUAUGGCGGUUCUAGUCCAGGAGUUAAUCUCCCCGCCGGACCUUAGCUUCGUGCUGCAUACUAAGGGGAUCGGCACUGGUGCUGGCGGCGCCCUCGUUGUCCCCAGCCCGCGACUUGAUAACAGCAACAGCAGUAGCGGCGGCAGCAGUAAUGGGAAAGCUGUAGGGUCUGUUACAUCUGCAUCUGCAAGUGCUGUUGCUCCCGGCUCUCCUCCACCGUCCGAUUUCCUCUCUGCUGAGGUUGCGCCGGGACUGGGCGAGACCCUGGCGUCCGGCACACGUGGCACCGCGUGGCGCUUCGCGGUUGGCAAAUCCGACGGCUCAGUGCGAAUCCUGGCUUUUGCUAAUUUUAGCGAGAAAAUUGCCUCCCAUGCCGUCGCGGUCUCCUCUUCCCCGUCGCUUCGCUCCUCCCCUUCCUCCUCCUCCUGCCACGUGUCGUUCCCCACAUCCACAACUACAGCAGCAGCACGAAUGGCAGCAUCGCACGUGGCUCCCAGACGAUUCGCGAAUCCAUCAGUUCGUGUUUCCCGCGAGUGCAUCCUCUCGGGCGUACCGAAGCCCAGAAGACUACAGCUGUCUAAUGGCAGUCGAAUUCAAUGCAAUUUGACGCCCCCUAUAGUCACAUCCGCUGCGUCGUCCGCUGCAGCGGUAGCCAUGGCAGCUGGGGGUAGCUCCGCUGUGACUAUAGCGAGCAGCUGGUUCACGCUCUGCACGGCUGCCGUCAUCCCUCUUUAUACGCUGAUGAUCUUCGCGCCAGACUGGCACGUGACUGAGAAGAUCAUGAGCAGCUCCCUACCGAGCAUUCUGCUGGGCUUCGUGUAUCUCUACCUGCUCUACAAGUCGUGGACGCCCAACACGCUGCUCUACAUGUUCUCCUCCAAAUACUGGCUGCCCGAGCUAGCGGGCAUCACUCAAAUGUUUGCCAGCACCCUCACUGUCGCCUCCGCCUGGAUCCAUCUGCUGGCUGUUGACCUCUUCGCUGCCAGGCACGUGUAUUUGGACGGAUUGAAGCAGAAGCUCGAGACGCGGCACUCUCUUGUGCUCUGUCUCAUGUUCGGACCACUAGGCAUCGCCGCACAUUCCCUCACCAAAACCAUCGCCCAGAUCUUUCGCCGCUCGAGGAGAGGCCGCAAUGCAUCGCGGACUGUACAGGACAUUCCCUCGCCUCCGUGA